GAUUCUGGAGAAGGGACCGUGAAGAUGGAAGCAAAAUAGGAUGCCUGUGUUUAGGAAGAAGGGGUUGAAUUGUGUUACAACCCACACUGCAGCAUGACAGUACUAGUGCAAGUCUACUGCUAACCGCUAAAAGGUCAGUUGCAUCACCAUGCAGUGUGAAUGUGGUUGCAGCUGGACCAUUGUAUAUAGCUUUCACUAUAAUCUUCUGCUCAGCCAUAAAUUGCUCUCCGGUGUCUACCAUCAUGCAGUAUUAUUGAAGAAAGGAACAAAUUUCUUUUUGGUUUGCUUCAUAAAACUUCCUCUUCUGUUUGUGGAACAAAAGUCCUAACAGUCCAAGUUUACCAAUGGGAACCAAGAUACAGGCAGAUGAGCCUGCUACUGUAGUUGAGGUUUUUUCCAGCAUCAUUGGACACUUACCAGGCUAUCAAGAAGUUAUUUAUAUGUGCUACACUCCAGUUGUCUUCUGUGUGAUUUUAAUUUUUAAGAUAGGAUGCUUUCUGGUUAUUGUUGUUUUGAAGUAUGGCAAAGGACAUUAUAUAGCCCAUUUCAGUGUUGUGUGUGAACUUCAUUGGGUGUAUGUAUUUUACUGGGAUGUUUAUUAAGAAGCAAGAUAAGCAGCAGCACAUGUGGGUGUACACCUGUGAUCAAGGUGUUUUUUUAAAGGAUGGGAACAGGUGAUGGCUUUGCCAGCAGCUGCAUUUUAUUAUUUGCUCCAGUUUCCCUUGAGUCUUGCAAUUUGGACCCUGACAUCUCAGAAGAGAGCUGGCAAGGAUUUGCCAGUAUACUUUCCUAACACAUUGAUAUAGCAAACUGAGGAGUAUUUUGUUAUGCUCUGACUUGAAUACAAAAAAUAAAUCUGCUGAGAACUUUGGCAUUUUAGGAGAGAAUGCAAACUAUACAAAUUGGAAUAUCAUAAUUUCUAGUGCAGAGCUUAAAGACAAACUAGAAGACUGAGAAGGGAAACAUACUACAGUGUGGAGGAAUGGAAUUCAUGACUUGUAUUCUGAAAAGCCAGAAAAUCUGAAGAUUAAAAAAAAAAUUAACUGGAUUAAUAUUGCCUUUCGAAGUAAACUGCAUUCCAAGGUGUGUAAUUAAUUAUUGCAUGGAGUGUGAGGAACAGAUUUCCCUAAGUUAUGUUAAACUAAACUUGGAGUGUAGUCAUCUUAUGCACUUGACCUUUGUUAUAAAUAAAGCAGUAAAUACACAUAUACAGUAUGUGUAUCUUGCCUUGAAAAUUGACAUAGUUGUGAGUGAAUUGUGGAAGCAUUUCUUUGCCAUGUUAAUGGAAACUAGUUCAUCCAUGUAACUGCAUUGCUUGACUUGACUGUGGGUUGUCUAAGAAGACAGAAUGGUUUUUGAUUACUGCAGAUGCUCUUUAAAAGCAAUAGUCAUUUUAUUUUUAACAGAAAAGAACGUUUGACUUGUGCAGUUUACAUGUUCUCAUGUAUUGGAAAUAGCUUAGUUAAGUCUAGAGACUUUUCCUAAAGUACCCAUUUGCUAAAAUUACUAAGCUGUGUUUAUAUAUAUUUGUAGAUGUGUAAAGUUUCAGAAAGCAGUUUUUGUGUAGUUUGUUUUAGACUUUGUUAAAAUAUUUUUAUACCAUUUCCCCAGCAGUUCAAUUUUAAUUUUAAAGAGAGCUUGGAUACAUUAGCUGCAAUUCUUUCAUGGCUAUUAGAGCUUGAAGGGUGUAGUCCUGAUUACACUUGCUAGGGAGCAAGACCAGUGGAACUCAUUUCUGGGUAAACAUAGUUUGCAACGUGCCACGAGUGUGUAUUUUAUCUUACUUGGUUUCUUGGUUAUCUUACUGGGUUUCUUUCAAAUUGGUUCUUGGUUGGCAUUCUGUGACAUGCUUAGUGAUUUAUCCAGGAGUGGUGUGUAUUUCAGCUGCAAAUGCUUUUUUUGUAUCUGCAUAGUUUUUCAUGUGUGUGCGUUUUGCUGGGAGUUUGGCUUUAAUUUCAGACUCUUCCGUAGUUCAAUAAGAGAUCCUAUUGGGACUGUGUGUUGUAUUUAACACUCCUCACAGUGUGUAUUACUGUAUAUCUCUUCCCUACCAACACUUUAGGAUGAUUGUAUGCCAUUUCUAAGAUGACUGUAUAUCAUUUUAAAGAUAUUUUGUGCUUUUAGAAGAUAACCUUUAAAACAGCAAACAAGCAAGGUUGCAAUCGCAGUGAGCUCCAUUGAAAUAAAAGGCCCUUCAUUCAAAGUAAAUUUGCAAAGAUAGGGUCAUUCUGCAAGAGCAAACAGUUUUAGGUCUAAAUGUGCCUCUAAUUUUAAUUCAGAAAAUAGUGUACUUGUCAGAAAUUUGGAAAACACAGGUCCAGCUUGAAAGAGGCGUGGUAUGAAUGACAGCUGUGUUUAAUGUCACCUUGCACUGUUUGCAUGGUGCAAGCAGCUGACCCUAGUAACUAUGUAGAAUAUAAAGGAGCAUUCUUUAUUUGCUCUUUAUCAUAACUGCUCCUCUUUAAUUGUUUUUCUAAAGGACCUCUGGACACCAUGAAUUACACUGUAGUAUAUGAUACCUCAGAAACUAUGGAGUUCAGUGCUUUUCAUCGACUCUAUCUUAUGCCGGUAGUGAAAAUGACAAUCUGUAUAGUGCUUCCAGAACCCACCGGACCUACCUACAUAGUCCCAAAGUGGGAAGUGAUUGAAAAGCUGAAGAAAAUGGUUUGUCCAGACCGGUUCGCCAGUGUUAAGGUUACCAAGAACACUAAGGGUUUCAUUCUGUGUGAGGGAGAGGCAGACACCAAUCGCGUGUUUUGUAGGCUGAAGGAGAAGCUUCAUGGCAAGAUGAUAAACCUCAGUGGCUUCAAAGAUGAUUUGCAAGUGGUUGUCAUGGAGCCACCUUCCAAUCCGCCAGCUCCUCAGGAGUUGGAACCCACUAGAGAAUUGCCAGAGGAAGACUUAGCAGAGCAAAGCAAGGAUAGCCCUGGUUGCAUCUAUUUGGAAGGAUUGCCAUGCAAAUGGUUUGCAGUGAAAGGCUCAGGUAGUGAAUCACCAAGGGAAGAUGUCUUGAGAGCAGUAUUUGAAAAAUUUGGGAAGAUCAAGAACAUAGAUGUCCCUAUGCUUGACCCUUAUAGGGAAGAAGUGGUGGGAGGACGCAUGAAUAAUUUGACUUUGCGUUCCCUUUUGAACCUGCGGACAUUUGAAGCUUUUGUCCAGUACCAGGAGUCCACAUCUUGUUCAAAAGCUAUGGAGACAUUUAAGGGAAUGAAGCUGGUGUUUAAAGGGGAUGAUGGAAAAGCUCUUGCAUGUUACAUCAAGGUAAGAAGUAUUGCUUAGGAGUAGCUAUUUUUAGUCUAUUCCUGUAAAAACUACCAAGUCUUAUGCCACCUGAAAGGCUGGCAGUUUUAUUUUGGAAUAGGCAUUAUGAACUAUUUUCUACCAUAGGUGGAAGUGCCUAGUGAUGUGGAAUCUAGUCCCAUGAAAGGAUAUGCUGAAUUAAAUUUUUCAUGCAUCUGAUGGUGGGAGUCAUGUUCCACAAUUAAUCUGCCACCCUUUCAGGUGGCACCAGAGUUUUUGUGUUGUGCCAGGGAUGGGGAACCUGUGGAUCUCCAAGGCUGCUGGGCUACAGCUUUUGUCAUCCUUGAGCAUUAGCCAUAUUGGCUCAAAGUUGAUGGGAGCUGCAAUUCAACAACCUCUGGAAACCAUAUUCUUUAGGAAACGGGAGUCCUUCCGUUUGUGGAAGAGUCUUGCAGAAGCCAGCACUAAUGGAAGAGGAGGUGAAGAGAUGUUUGCCUAUCUCUCCUACAACCUCCUAUACCCACUUCCAUGCUGUUGCAAGGGGUCUCACAACUCACUGGAGCAGAACUGAAGAGCACAAUUCAACCCCCCCCCCCCUUUGCUGCCAUAUGGUUUUGACAGGUUUGGUCUUCUUUAUAUGGGGCAUCUGCUUCCAUAUACAGAAACUUUGAAUGAUUACUGAGAGUAUAUCACAACUUCCCAAAAAAUAUGCAUUUUCCUGGGGCUACCUAACUGGAAUAUCUUUCAGCAUUAUUUCCAUGUUUGGUCUUUAAUGGGUAUACAAUUGCAGCUUUGAAAAUAAUUUCACUUUGUUCACCUCUUAGAUUACUUGGGUUUGAUUUUAUUAAAUGUAUGCAGCCUAGUUACACGGACACCUUUUAGUUCUUUUCAUUUUCAGCACUGUGGUUUUUAAUAUGGGAGAGGUUUGAAAGAUGCCCAAUUCUCAUUUUAAAAUUGAGGGCAAAUAACAGCUGGUUUUCAGAGCCUUAGGGAUAUCCCAGGGGUACCUUCACAUGACACCUGUACUCUGUUUACACCCUAUCCCAACUGAACCUUUAAACUGCCUUUAUAAUUCCAACCCCCAACUCCAAAAAUAGAAGCUUGCAGUGUGGCAUAGGGACCAGGUGGGAAGUGUUUGUGUUCAUGGGUUACGAUCACAAGCAGUUAUUUCUCAGUAGCACAACUUCCUUUACUUGAGCAUGAGUCUCCCUGCCACCCCUAUGUCAUCUGUGUUGGGCUGCAUAACAAAGGCCUUCUUUCUGGUAUGGAGAUAGUUGAGCCAAAGUGGUUUAGGGAAUGUCCCAAUGCUGUUAAGGCUCCCUGUGUUCUAUUUGAGAUCUUAAAAUUGGCUCUGGAGACCUUGUAGAUUUUGUAUGCUUGAGUGAGCGAUACUACAAUUUGUACUUUUUUGAUUUUUAAACAGGUGACGUCCGAUACUACUGAUCAUUUCAGCGAUGUUGCUAUAAAUCAGAGAAACCUGGAAAAAACAACUCUGCAAGAACUAGAGAGAGAGCGAAAGAGGAACGAAGACAGAGGGAGAAAAGGGAUUGAAAGGUGAGGAAUCUCUGUGGCUUUUUCUUUUUUCUCUUAAAGACAAGAUUGAGCAUACCCUGUUAGUGGGGAAACUGAGAUAAGAGGAUUGUUUUUUGUGGCUGUGAGGGCUCCAUACUUUUUCUUUGCAUAAUGGCAGCUGACAUUGUGUACCAAAAUCAGCUGGACCUUGUGACUUACCUAAGUUUAUGCAAGGAGAGAAAAUCUGCGUACUUUCCCUUUUUUAGCCAUUUUAUUAGUUAUGCAUAAUUCAGAUUUUGUUUAGUUAUUGGGAUAUCUAUGUGAGAUAAUGGAAAACUUGCCCCGCAAGUACUUGAAAUCUUUUCCAGACACCUUUCUGCAGGCAUUUAUACAUAAUAUGCUCCUUGCCAUGAGGGCUAGAAACAUUUCUUUUAAAACAAACAAAUGAAAGUUGAGUCUUGGGAAAUUAAUUUGUUUACCCGGUACUAAAUUGUGUGCUCCUGUAGCAUUCACAUAACCAUGAUUAUUUUACUGUCUUCCCUAAAGUACAUUUCAGUGUAACUGAUAAAGCUGAAGGAGUUUUAACAGAAGGCUGCAAACAUCAAAACACUGUUUCUCACUUCAUGUUUUAUCUGCAGCUGUUAAUAGUGUUACAAGCCAUCCCAGUCUCCGAUCAGCUUGAGAUUCCAGGGGUUCCGGGUGCUUAACCCAGAGUUUGUGUUUUCUUUUGGAAAUGAGGCACAGUGGGGACUGUAUGUCUUUAGGAUAUAUGGUUUAUUUACACAUAUAUGCAGCCUGAACCUACGAUGGAGGGGUUCACAGCAUUAACACCCCAAGAGGGUGACCAUAGCCAUAGCCUUAGAUUUAGUAGACAUCAAACAUUGUGCUCUGCCUCUCUAGCUUUCUAGCUUGCAGCUUUACUUCUAGAUCAUCACUCCUAAACUCUGCCUUCCACAGACCACCCCCCCUUUGCUCUCCUUACUAGGAGGCUAGCUUGGUUUGAGUAGUUUUGAACACUUGCUAUUCCAGAGAUUAGAAGAGUCUGUAGGUGUACACUUGAUAGUAAAGACAUCUAGAUUACUGGAGAAAACAAGCAAGAUAUAAGCAGUCCAACUUUUGGCCAUGGGAUUACUAUCUGGUUACUAAUUUCAUGUCCUGCUAUUCAAAACAUGUUUCUAUCAGGUAAUAAUAAUAAUAAUAAUUUAUUUGUACCAGGCCCAUCUGGCUGGGUUUCCUCAGCCACUCUGGGCGGCUCCCAACAGAAUAUUAAAAACACACCAAAAAAUCAAACAUUAAAAACUUCCCUAUACAAGGCUGCCUUCAGAUGUCUUCUGAAAGUCAGAUAGUUGUUUAUUUUCUUGACAUCUGAUGGGAGGGCGUUCCAUAGGGCAGGAGCCACUACCGGGAAGGCCCUCUGCCUGGUUCCCUGUAGCUUUGCUUCUUGCAGAGAGGGAACCACCAGAAGGCCCUCAAAACUGGACCUCAGUGUUCUGGCUGAACGAUGCGGGUGGAGACGCUCCUUCUGGUAGCUGUUAUUGGGCGACUGAAAAUCCAGCAGACUCCAAAUUCUGCCAUUUUACUGUUCAAAGACUUCCUGAUUCUGCCAAGGGGAACAAAAAAGGAGUUUAAAAAGGAUAUUUUUGCCAUUUUAGCUGUUGGUUAUAUAGCUGCAUGAAUUUUUCCAUAGAUGCUUAGUUCUUUUCUAUUAGUUCAGAGUUGCCUCCUCAUGGUAAUUAACAAAUAGAAACUUGCCUUCAGUGAAAGGGCAAUAUGUCCUUUGCUUUACGUUAAUAGAUAACAAGUGACGGUUCUGUAUGAGGAUGAACCUUAGGCGCAUAGUUGCAUAAGACCUUUUUUUGCAAUUUGGUUUGUUUUAUCAAUUGCUGAAAUUCUGUAUAACAGCAUUAUGCCUACACUGAAGUUAGAUCAAUUUUUGUGAGAGAAUAUAAUGUAUUUUGGGUUUUGCUGCUGAGUUCAAAGAUAAAUGUGUGUCACCACUUGUUUUCUCAACCUUCCUUGGCUCUCCAGAGGGCUUCUUCAAUGCCAGAUUACAUCUGAGCACAUAUGUUCUUAUUCUGCAGGGAGUCUUGGGCUCCACCUUCUUUGUUGCGUUCAGAACAAAAGUUGUUAUGCCAAAAGACUGAAAUAGUAACACUAGAUUUACGAAACUCUCAACAAAUUCAGCUUUUGCAAGACUUUAUUUCACCCCUCCCCUGUUUAAAGACUAUUUAGCAAUUAGGAUAUAAAAUGCAGACCCUCAGGCCCCGGGAUUUCCUAUUACAGGUAAUUUGCAACAUAUGCUCAUUAAACUUGUGUGCAUUUAGCUUUAUGAGGUAGGCAAAAAAAAAAAAAAAAAUUAACAAAGGCAGGGCAGAAAAUGGGUGGCUGUCUGGGGAAAAAAAGACUUGGGCAAGCCCAGUUGCAAUGUGUUUUGACUACACACAAUUUUGGCUUUAGGUGCUAUCCCUGGUACAUAGCCCCUCCAUACAUUGAGAGCCACCGGUAUGUACAGAAGUCCGAGUUGGCUGCGUACCGAAAGGAUUUUACAAAAUAUUUUUUCUCAUCAGGAAUCGUUCAGGUCUAUACAAAAUCCUUUCUGCACUGCUUCUCAGGCUUUAUGAGAGCUCUGGCACACUUUCCCCGAAUUAAAUUUGGAGAGACGUGCUUCAUUCAUGCUCCUGGAAAAGGUCUACUUUUAUACUAUGUUCGUUACAAUUCACCUGCCUUUAGAAGGGCCCUCCUAGCUAGAAGACGGCAAGGUCAGAGCAGUGAUUCAUGCACAGACACAACAGACCUCUCAGACCAGGACGUUCUAUGUUACUCCAUGAGGAGUGGUAGAAUGAUCCAUCUACAUCCAGUGACAGGUUAGGAGGAGGAAAGAUCAGAGUAGUGGCUCACACAGAUACCAGAAGCAUCCUCUUCUGUGGCUGGGUACUUUUGAACUCACAGGAGCAUUAUAUAUGCUCACGUGACAUACUAGCAGUUUUCACACAGCGCAGAGUUUGGGAAUUAGCUGCUCUGUUCAGUCUGCAGUAGGGCUCAGCAACUUACAAGGCCAGAACUGCUUAGAUCUGCAUUCUGUGUCUUGAGACCGUUUUUGUGGCCUGUGGAGGCAUAGAAAUGUUGACUGGAGGUUAGGAACAAUGAUUAAAUUGAAAGCAAAGUGGUCUGUAGCUCUGACUGUAAGAAAGAGCCAAGGUCAGCAAAUGCACAAGGCCUCCAGACGAGUGUCUUAUUUCUUUUCUUUAGCCGGGGAAGGUGAAAGUGUUUGUAUAUAAUCUGUUAGCUUUCAUAGUGCAUCUGAGCACUCCCUGAGUAGUAAUAAUGAUGUGAUGGGGAAUAAUUCUAGCGUUUGGCAUCAUUAUAAUGAAGCCAGUGAAGGGCGGAAGAAAGUUGUUAGGUUAUCAGUAUUGCAGGUAUGAACACACUAACGGUGCAGCAAGAAUGAAGGGACAUUAAUGACAUGUAGAAACUAUUCUGUAAGAAUUGGGGAGAAAAGUUUAAGAUGGGUUUCUUAGCUUUUUUAAAAACAAAUAUAAGUGAACAUGCUAUACAGUGGUACCUUGGGUUACAGAUGCUUCAGGUUACAGACGCUUCAGGUUACAGACUCCGCUAACCCAGAAAUAGUACCUCAGGUUAAGAACUUUACUUCAGGAUGAGAACAGAAAUUGUGUGGCGGUGGUAGCGGGAGUCCCCAUUAACUAAAGUGGUACCUCCGGUUAAGAACAGUUUCGGGUUAACAACGGACCUCCAGAACGAAUUAAGUUCUUAACCCAGGGUACCACUGUACUAGAUAUUUAUUUACUAAUCAUUUCGUAAAAUUUAUAGACCGCGUGAUUGUAAAAAAAACACAAAACUUCAAAGAGGUUUACCAAAAGAUAAAACAAGAAAAUAAAUAAAAACCACAAACAUAAAGUUAAAACACACAUCACCUCAACUUUCUAAGCAUCUGGGUAGGCUUGCCUAAACAAGAUGGUUCUUAGUGUGGUAUGCUGUGGCAUGAUUGCUGACUGCAUUUUCCAGCUCACAUGUGAGGGAAGCUCCUUGUAGAGUGCAUUGUAGUAGUCCAGUACACUGGUACCUCUGGAUGCGACCAGGAUCUGUUCCAGAGCCCCAUUCGCAUCCAGAAGCAAAUGCAACCCGCAUCCACACGUGCGUGGGUCACGAUUCGCCGCUUCUGCACAUGUGUGUGAUGUCAUUUUGACCGUCUGCGCAUGCGCAAGCAGCGAAACCCGGAAGUAACACACUCCAUUACUUCCGGGUUGCCGCAGUGCGCAACCCGAAAAUACUUAUCCCGAAGCUACUUCAACCCAAGGUAUGACUCUAUUGAUGUAACCAAUACAUGAACUACUGUGGCAAGGCUUUCCCAGUCCAGGAAUGGCCACAGCUGAUGAACCAGCUGUAGUUGGUAAAGGGCCUUGCCAGCUGCUGAGGCUACCUGAGCCUCCAGUGAUGUAGGUGGAUCUGGAAGCACCUCAGUCUGUGAACCUUCUCCUUCAGGAAGAGUGCAACCCCAUCCAUGGUAGGAACUGACCAAUUUCUCAGACAAGGGAGCUGCUCACCCACAGUGCCUCUGUUUGGCCAGGAUCCAAGCUUAGCUUGCUUGUCCUCAUCCAUUUCACUAUUGCCCAGGGAUUGCUCAGGUUCAUUGUAUUGGCAUAAGAAAUGUAUUCAGUGCAAAUUACCCUUGCUUUUCAAUCAGUCCAGAAGACCCAUAUCACUAAUCUAAAAUAGCAAAAGCAGUGGUGGAUCUAAGCUUCAGGGACCCUAAUCUUGGAGGGUCCCCAGAAAAGACUUUAGCCACACAUGUACAGUGGUACCUCAAGUUAAGUACUUAAUUCGUUCUGGAGGUCUGUUCUUGACCUGAAGCACCAGUUUAGCUAAUGGGGCCUCCUGCUGCCACCGCGCCGCUGAAGCACAAUUUCUGUUCUUAUCCUGAAGCAAAGUUCUUAACCAGAAGCACUAUUUCUGGGUUAGCGGAGUCUGUAACCUGAAACGUAUGUAACCCAAGGUACCACUGUAUAUAGCAUUCCUCCCAUAACUCAAAAACUAUAAGGCAUAGGAUUUUUUUUUAUUCACACCAGUGAUUUUGACAGGUGAGAUAAUCUGUCCAGUAUAGCAAUUUUAAUCAAAAUCUGAGAUGUAGCAGUUAACAUUUUUAUGUGUGUGUGUGUGUGUGUGUGUGUGUGUGUGUGUGUGUGUGUGUAUGUAUAUAUAUAUAUAUAUAUAUAUAUAUAUAUAUAUGGUGAUCUGCCACGGAAUACCCCGUUGCAGAUAACAGUGGGUACCCAGGCCUUGUUGCUGAUUGUGUAGGGGCCCGCAUAACAGUUCAAACUUCCAAAAUGUAGGUCUGCCACUGAGCAAAAGUGCCACACCGUUGAAGGACCGGGUGCGGGCACAGGGUUGUGAGACUAGGUUCAUUAUUGUCAUGAUAAACCAUGGUUUAUGGCAGUGUUUGAAAUAGCUCAUGUAACUUUAGAUGCAGUACUGGGAAAUGUUAGGACCAGAAGAUGUUUCAAGAGAGAGCUGCCCUGAGGUUAUCUUCAAACAUUUUGCACCUCCUUAGAAUGUGUGAAGUAUAUAUGUGUACAUUCCAAAACACAAAUUUGUAGGAAGUGUUCUCUCUUGUGUCCAAACAGAUUUCAAGGGUGGAAGCCCUUCCUGUUACCUCCUUAUCUUCCCUUCUACCUUGCAAGGGUUAAAACUGUAAAAUUAUUUCCCUCCCGCACCUAAAUUGUCCCAUAUCAAUAAUUGCCUAGAAAACGACGCGAUGAUGAAGAAAAGAAAACUGGAGAAGGAAAGAGGAAGUAUAAGCACAAGAGACAUCGGCAAAGGGAGAUAGAUUGGGAUACAAAACGCUCAAGAAAGCAGCGGAAGGUAACAGAUGCGGAAGAUUUGUGGACAGAGAAGAUGCCCAAUUGGGAAAAGAAGAAACACGAUAUAGCUCAGAAAAGAGAGGAGUCCAUGAGGCUGCUUUCCCUGCUCUUAAACAAAGUAAAAGUAAGGAUAUAAUUUUCAAAAUUUUCUAAGGGUUUGUGUUUUUUAAAAAUAUAUGUAAUAAGUUGUGGACAACUGUAGGCAUAUAUGAUAGCAGAGUUCGCCACAAGUGGGCAGUAGGUUUCUCAGUUUCCACAUCCAAGGCACACCACAUUUUGAUGCACUGAACUGGGUGCACUGGGAGAUUUACAUGUUGAUUCUGAGAAUGAAGCGAUUUAAGUAAAGCAAGAUGUAAGGCUUUUGAUAACUUCUCCUUUUCAUCCUGUGAUAAAGGAUGAUACAAAUGCUUGUUGGUGGAAGUUCUCUUUUCAUAUAGGAAAUUGCUGUGAAUUAUUGAGGUGGGGCUGAAACUUGCUUUUUUGUGUGGGGUCAUUAUUUUAGUAGAACGACUCCGAAGUUAUCAUUAAAAAAGCGAAAGCAAGUAAACCGGCAAUUUGACUAUUGCCUAUGGCAAGUGACUUUCAUUAAUAAUUAUUUUUCCAAGCUGGCAAAAUCAAGCUGGCUUGUAUCUUAAAGGCUAUGAUUUGUGCAGCUUUGUGAGCCUUUUAAGAUGUGGUUUGAAGUGAACUGGUAUUUAAAAAACAAAAAACACAGGUUUCCUUUCUGGAAAAAUUGAACCACCUCAAACAGCAGUCUGCAGAGACAACUCCUACAGUGAAUGAAGUCUUAAGUGUGUUUCCCAAACAGUGUAUUUUGGGUCUUGCUAAGACUGUCAGGGAGGGAGGCAGAUUUCACCCAUGAGGUACAACCCACAGGGAGGUUAUGCAUAAGUCCCUUUUUAUGAGGGUGGGGACGAGCUGUUAAAACACAACAAUGCUUUUAUGCAGCUUUUACAUUUUAGUAGAAUCGCUAGGACAAAGUAAUCCAUCCAUGUUGUCCUCCAACUGUUCUUGGACUCCAACUCUUGCAAUCCCAGGCCAUUUGACAUGAUGGGAGUUGUAGUCCAAGAGCUUCUGGCCGACACCAGGUGCAUUCUGGCUUGUUUGACCUGGGUGGGUGGAUGCCAUUUGGAUUUCCUGUCUUAGGCACUGAAGAGUCUUUGACUAGCCCAAAUUGUACAUAAAAUCAUUUAUCAUUAGGCUUUGCUGAUUUACUGGUAUUUGCUUUCUGCUCAAGUCCCUUGUUCUGUUGCGCUAUAAUUCUUUCUUUUAUUCCCCCCCCCCAAAGGACGUUGCACAAGCAUCCGAGCAAAUAGGGGGCCCUCUGCUGAAUCUUGAAAUCAAAAGGGAGAAUUGCUCCUUUGCAUCUCAGAUACAGAAUGCACCAAAGGAACAAGUAAACUGCCUUGGGCAACAAGAGUCGAAGAAUAAGAGCGAAUCCACGUGUCAGUCAGCUCAGUUGGCGGAUGCUUUUAUUGAGGAGAAGCAGCAGGAGCAGGAGCAGCAGCAGGAGCAGCAGCAGCACAUUCCAUUUAAGUUGCCUCCAUUACCUGAUCCGUUUUGGAGAAAUACUUUGAACAGGCCAGUCGCUGAAACCAUCAGCACCUACGUAACACACAGCCCCCAUGACAGCCACUCGUUUGGGUGCUCCCCUAACGCUUCCAGGGAGAGAGAAUUCAGGAAGCCCAAGAUAUAUGAAACUGAUGAAUUCACACAUUAUUUGCUCAACUACUAUCAAACCCCAGAAUAUGCACGGGACUUUCCAAGGGUGGAUAACCCAGCGAAUAAGUCUCAGUGGCAGAGGGUGGUGUAUUACAAUAAGGACAGCUUCCGGAUUAACCUGCAGAACAAAGAUAGGCAGUGCAUGACGGAUUUGAUUUGUGUACCAAAUACCCAAGAGAAAAGCUCCAGACGUAGUGAUAACUGGGAAGUAAUGGAUGAGGAACCUGAGGUUAUGCCAAAAAGCCAGGCAUGUGCUAGGAAGUUUGCCAAAAGCUAUCGGGGCAAAGAUCUGUCAAAUCAGGCUGAAGAAGGAACGCUGCGUGGUAAAUUGAAUAGUCGUGUCCUAGUAAGUGCAACUCAUGAUAGAAAAUCUGAAGCAGAAGACACUGAAAUGGUGGCUAUGGCAUCACACAAGCUAGUUGGCCGUGUGAAUAAAUUGAAGGAUGUAUUGGAAGAGAUCAGCAGUGAUUCUGAAUCCUUCAGUGAGGCACUUAAUGAGUCACGAAGCAAAAAAGAAAGAAAAAAUGGUGGUGGCUGCAAGGUGUCACCCUUCGGUCAGAAAAUGGUGAGAGAUUUGUCGAUUUCUGUCCAAAAUGAUUGUUGUGGUGCUCAAGGUAUUGAAUGCAGCAAACACAGUUUCUUCUCACGCUCUGAGUACUGUGAUUCAGCAAGGCACUCCAAGCUAAAGCUUAGGACAACAUACAAAAGAACCAGCAGCAAAGUAAGGGGUGAAGAACAAAGAGUCAAAUGGACAUCUAGUGAUGAGGAGAGGGAAGCUGAUCAGAAGAACAACAGAAAGAGAUAUUCUGGAAACAAUUUGUCUGAUGAUGAACCGCAAUUCUUUAAAUCAAACCAUUGUGAAGAGAUGGAGUCUCUUGGCAAGAUGUCCCAUCACAAAAGGAAAUGUAAAACUCAUCACAUUAUGCCAGGGGCAGUAAAAGCAAAAGAUGCCACCCAUUCGGGCGGGUCUCCUUUUCAAGAAGCUCACCCAAAGGCAGAUAAGGGGAAUGUAGACAUUAACAAGACCGGUGAGAAUGGGUGCGAAAUAAAUGAAAAGCAGAGAAUUUUCAAGGCUAGCGCAAGAAGAGUGGUGUCAGGGCAGUAAGGAGAGGUGAGAGAAUUGGUGAGAUGGUGAAACAAGCAAGUGGGUGGAAUAGGAUGGGGGCAGCUUUCAGUUUUUGGAAGACCUUUUUGGCGUUAAUGAGCAGCUCCUGCAACGGGGACAUUUUUCACUCCAGGAGGUUUUGCUGCAACUCCUGGUUUUCAGGGGACUUGCUGUUAAGAAAAUAGGUGGAAACAGAUUCCUGAAGUAUGCCCUUUGUUUCCUGUCAAAACAAUUCAAUCCAUAUGCAGAGACAUUCUGUGGAGGGGAACUUGGAAGAGGAUGCUAACUUGGUUGGUCUUGGGGGGUGAUGGGGGUGGUUCUUGAAAGCUCAAAUUAGGCCCUCUUGAGGACUUAAAAAUAAAUCACAUUUGGUGAUUUGGGUGCUCUGCUUGGGCUGCUGUGCAUGCUGGCAGAGCACGAGAGGGCAGACACAGCUUGGCAAAAACUGGUCAACAGAUUCAACAUCUGUACUAAUGACCAAAAUUUUUUUUUUAUUAAAAAAAGUUACUGCAGUGCAUGAUUGAAGCCAUGUUGAAUGGUCUACUCAGAAUCUGAGCCAAGUGAAGUGAAUGGUCCCUGCCGAUUUCGGAGGGAGCCACAGUAUAUGAAAAUGCUCCCUAGUAACUGUACAGUUAAAGGAGUUAGUUGAACAAAUUGUUUAAUUUAUAAGAUUAAAAAAAGAAAGUGCCUCCUCAGUGAUGUCAGAAAGGGGAUGGUGUGAGAGAUGAAACAUUUAUCCAAAAGGCAGAGAAGGAACGUGUUUGUUUAUAAUUUACUGCAGACGUGGCAAUUUGAGAUACUCACGCUUUUUUUUUUAAUUAUUAUUAUUAUUUAUUUUGCAAGAAGCCUUUUAUUUAUUUAGAAAGAUUUAUAUGCCACUUAAUCAGAAAACUCUGCAAUUAGCAUAGCUUAAUCCAGCAUUGGGCAGUAUAUGCUGUGUGCCAGAUUCUGCUUCUCAGUCCAGACCCAUUUUGUGGCAGGUCCCUUUGGGUUUAUUGGAAUGGUUUGAGUAGAAUAACAGGUGCUCUGGUUUGAAUGGCUCCUCCCUUUAAUUCUGCCUAAAUCUUCUGCCCUUUAUUAACCAGCUAAGGGCAAAGUUACACAGGACAUAGGAGAGCCAUUAUCAGAUUUCCUGCCAUUCAUUUUUCUUUUUUCUUUUGAAGGAGCAGUUGCAGGGUGCUCAAAUGGCAAUCAUAGUAGUGGAGCUGGGAGGAAGUGUUUAGCCCUUCCCACCCCAGUCACUUUACUAAUAAUAAGUAACUCCCUACUAGCGUCAGGGUAAGGUGGAAAUGUGGGCAUGAUAGAGGUAAGGUUGGGCCCAUAUCUUAUGCCCACCUUAUAUAUAUAUAUUUGGGGUGGUGGUGAUGGUAAAUACAUAAAUGGAGAGCGAGGUAAACAUUCCAUUCCCAGCUGUUUAUUUCCCCCCACCUGUGCACCCAGCAAUUUUUCCUUGCUUGCCAGGAUUUGGGAAGAUAGUGGGAAGCUCCCAGAGCCUGGUAAACAGACCUUGCCUUGUAUUGGGGGGAGGGACAGUUCUGGGGGUUCCUGACUGCGCAACUUUGCUUUUGUGCAUGGGCACCUGGAACAGAACCCUCGCUUUAAGUGGCGGGCCAGUUGUAUCUGUUUUCCCCCACUGCCAUGGGACAGAAGUCAAUGGCAGGAGGGGACUAUAGGUGGGAGGAAACAGCAGGGAAAGGGAGGGCUUAGCACCCCUAGAGCCCAGCAUCCCUGCGCCAGUCAAAGCAGGAUGCACCCAGGUUGCUUUAAAGUGUCUUUUUCUUUUUUCUUUUUUUUUGAAAAAACAAACUCAUAUCAGGAGACCAGGAACUCACACAGAGUUUGGCCCCUAAGUUAAUUUAUUUUGAAGAAUAGGUGGGGCUUGAGAGGGGAGAGCUAAAUUAAAAUCAUGGUUGAUGUUGUGUGAGAACCAAUGAAAUUUCCCCCAGUCCUCUCCUAAAUGUCACAGAAUUAAUUACUUUCAUUUCAAAAGACAGAACUAGAAAGCAAGAAGUCCAUAUUUUCACAUGUACUUCACAGGCUAGGGGUGCUGUACUUUGUAUUCGAUGGAUCUGCUGAACAGGGAAUGCUUUGAGCAGUGAAAAAGGGGUAUGAAAUCUACUUAAGUGCUGGUUGGUAUUUUGUUCCUUGAGUAAGUGACCUUCUAAGCAUAGCUAUGUAGUCUGAGCCCAUAGAAAUUAUUCUGUUCAGUUAUUGCUUAUAAUUUUAUGAAACAUGGAACGGGCAAAACAAAGACCGUCAAGGACUACAACCUGAAACCAUUCUACUGACAAGAAUAGGCAGUUCCGAGGGCUGCAAGCUAGGUUGUCACUUGUUGCACCAGAUAGUCAAAGCUGUAAGAAGAGGAACAAAUUAUAGUUUGAGUUUUUGCUUAUACUUUUAAUAUGCUUUAUUUCAUGUCAUGGUAAUUUUCAUGUGAAUAAGCGUUCCCUAGCAUACCAUCCAUGUUUGUUAACCUCUGCUCCAAUAAAGUAGUAAUGAAGCAAUGUAUGCAGAUAUUUUCUGUGCUUAGAUUCAUGUUUUGCGUCAGGC
This is a messenger RNA of Podarcis lilfordi (Lilford's wall lizard), 16005 nucleotides long. Lineage: Eukaryota; Metazoa; Chordata; Lepidosauria; Squamata; Lacertidae. The record is from the annotation of a GenBank genome assembly.